Molecule: messenger RNA, 14101 nt
Organism: Notodromas monacha
Lineage: Eukaryota; Metazoa; Arthropoda; Ostracoda; Podocopida; Cyprididae
Source: the annotation of a GenBank genome assembly
AUGAGCGACACGAUGGACUCAGGCGUGGAAGUUUCCGCCACUGUGGCUCCAGAAGCCCCAGCUCCGGCGUUAGUUGAACUUCCCGCGCUGAUCUCGUACGUGAAGGGUAUCACCCUUUCGAUUCUUGGGGAAGAAAUCGCCGCUCCGAAAGAGCUGGAAGCGGUCUUCGAAGAUCCCAGAGCGGUGGACUGUAUACAGAAGUUCGUUUCCGAUGCCCAGGUGCCGACGCUAUUCGUUGAAAAGAGCACCGUGAGGACGGAAGAUGACAGUGAUCAGAGCAACUCUGAAGUGGACGACGAUGUGCAGUUCUUCAUUUCCAAUGAUGUUCACUUCACGUCUGCGAAGAUGUGCAGCGUGGUGUUCAUUAAACGAGCAACUUUACUGGAAGCGGAUAAGAGCAUUUCCACCCAAGUCAGGGUCGUAACGUUGAGCGAUGGUUCACCAUACAUCGCAUUGCAUUCCUUGGUCUCUGCCUCCAUGGGACCCUAUUUCAAGUCCUACGUGAAAGCCUCAGGUAAAGGAGAAAGAGAUGGAGACAAAAUGGCACAAACGGUUGAAAAGCAGAUAUCUGAGCUUGAGAUGGGCCUGCUACACCUGCAACAGAACAUUGACAUUCCGGAAGUGACAUUGCAGAUACACCCCUUGGUUGCUCAAGUUAUGAAGCAGUGUGCUGAAAUGGGAACAAAGCCAAAAGUAACCGACUUCGGGGACAAAACUGAGGAUACCACUUUUUUGAACCAGCUGCAGACGGGGGUGACCAGAUUGGAUCGAGACCCAGCAAGUGGUUCUACGCUUCAAGAAGUGAGCUUCUGGCUGAAUCUGGAAAGAGCGCUGCAAAGAAUCGUGGAAAAAAGAGAAGGAGCUGAAGUCGGCCUAACCCUGGAACUCCUCAAACAUGGGAAACGGUUCCACGCGACAGUGUCUUUCGACACUGACACGGGGCUGAAACAAGCUGUUCUCACUGUCAAUGACUACAACUUCCUCAUGAAGGACUUCCCGAUUCAGGACCUUUUGGCGGCCUCGGACUUAGAUCAAAUCAGAAUCGCCCUCAGAGGAAUUUUUGCGCAUCUGAAAAAGAUUCGUAACACGAAGUAUCCAACUGUGCGGGCUCUCCGGCUGAUCGAAGCUGUUUCUCGGGAUCUUUGUGCUCAAAUGCUCAAGGUGUUAGGAACGAGGAGGUUGACGCACAUUUCGUUUGAGGAAUUCGAGAAAGUUAUCGGCUCGUGUUUCGACGUUUUCGUUACGUGGGAUGACGAGUACGAAAGGGUUCAGAACCUUCUUAGAGACCUGGUGAAGAAAAAGCGCGAGGACUCCGUAAAGAUGACAUGGAGGAUUUCACCCGCCCACAAGCACCUUCAGGCAAGGAUGGAUAAGAUGAGAAAGUUCAGGGUUCAUCAUGAAGAGCUGAGAAAAGUGAUUUCAAGGGUUCUACGCCCCGCAGCCACGCCGCAGAACCAAGAAGCGGGUACUUUACGGACCUCUGGAGCUGAGCCAAAAGUGGAAUCUCAGGAUGUUGCUGAUGCAAACGCGAUCCAGGAAGUGGAGCUGGCCUAUGAACAUGUUAAAGAAGUGGAUAGCCUGGACAUCAGUAAGGAAGGCACGGAAAUGUGGGAUGCAGCUAUGCGUCGGUAUGAUGAGCGAAUUGAUCGUGUGGAGACAAGAAUCACAGCUCGACUCCGGGACCAGUUGGGCACUGCGAAAAAUGCCAACGAGAUGUUCAGGAUCUUCUCUAGGUUCAACGCCUUGUUCAUCAGGCCACACAUUCGCGGUGCCAUCAGGGAGUAUCAGAGUCAGCUGAUCCAGCGUGUCAAAGAUGACAUCGAAGCGUUGCACGAAAAGUUCAAGGCUGGAUAUCCUAUGAGCAGUGCAUCACAGUUGAGCCACGUGAGAGACAUCCCGCCUGUGUCAGGAUCCAUCAUUUGGGCUAAACAGAUCGACAGGCAGUUGAGUGGUUUCCUGAAACGAGUUGAAGAUGUAUUGGGAAAAGGCUGGGAAAAUCAUAUUGAUGGUCAAAAGCUGAAAGCAGACGGUGACAGCUUCAGAAUCAAACUUGACACCAAGGAAAUUUUCGAGGAUUGGACGAAGAUCGUCCAGCAACGAAACCUGGGAAUCGUUGGGAAAACAUUCGUAGUUGAUGUAGCCCGUGGGGGUCGUGUUGGCCCGGGAACGCCGUCUGCCCCGAAGUCCGUUUACAAGCUUCGAGUGAAUUUCCAUUCGGAAAUAAUCACCUUAUCGAAAGAAGUCCGUCAUCUGAAGAACCUUGGAUUCAGGGUCCCUCUUGCUAUCGUUAACAAGGCUCAUCAUGCGAAUCAGUUGUAUCCGUUUGCGAUUUCUCUGACUGAAAGCGUGCUUUCCUACGAAAGAACUGUGAAGAAGAUCGAAGAAAAGGCCAAUAUUAAGCUUUUGGUCGCUGGACUGCACGUGGAAGUUCAAGCUGCAUUAGAUGAGGGUUUCAAUCUUGUCUGGGACAGCUACAAGCUGGAGUCGUACGUCAGCAAGUUGGCUGACCUGGUGUUCGCUUUCCAAGAGAAGGUUGAGGAAGUGCUUAGCAUGGAGGAGCAGAUAGAAGCUGAUGUGAAGAGUCUGGAGACUUGCGCAUAUUCUUCAUCUACAUUCGCUGCUAUUUUGAAGAAGAUUCAAAAAACUGUAGACGAUUUGAGUCUGAAAGGUUUCUCCAAUCUUCAUGCUUGGGUUUCUCGUCUGGAUUCGGACGUGGAAAGCAAGUUGGCAUCGAGACUGCAAGCCGGUUUGCAAGCCUGGACUUCUGCCCUGAUUGGUCAUAAGGAAGAUGAGCCUGAGUAUGACACUGAUGUGCCUUCAACACCAGCCCACAAAGCCGGUGGAGAGCCUGUGAUCAAACGUAUGGUGCAUGAGUUGAGGAUCACAAACCAGAUCAUGUACCUUCAUCCUCACAUGGAGGCAACUAGACAUCAGCUGUACUGCGAGCUUUUUGCUUGGGAGAAUGUGAUUCUGUUGCAAGACAGGAUUCAAAGUACACGUUACCAGGUUGCCCUGGAGAGCUCGUUGUCUGAAGAAGCAAGCAACUAUAAGCAGUUGCUAACGAAGAUCCCUGGAGGACCGAAAGUUCUUCAUGCAGCCUACAGAGCAGUGGAAGAUGUUAUUUCUGAUAUCAGGAAGUACGUGGAUGAGUGGCUGAGAUACCAGUCACUCUGGGACCUGCAGUAUGACCACAUUCAAUCUGUACUCGGGGAUGAUGUAGCCAAGUGGAUGGUGUGCAUCAAUGACAUCAAAAAGUGUCGUACAACUUUCGACACUUCUGACACUCACAAAGAAUUCGGUCCCGUGACGAUCAACUAUGGCAAAGUACAGAGCAAAGUAUCUUUGAAAUAUGAUGCUUGGCACAAGGAAGUGCUGAGCCGGUUUGGACAACUGCUUGGGUCAGAGAUGAGCAGAUUCCACGCCAACAUAUCCAAGGCCCGUGGUGAACUUGAACUUCAGUCGAUUGAAGCUGCUAGCACUUCCGAUGCGGUCACCUUGAUUACCCAAGUUCAGGGAUUGAAGAGAAAGCUGAAGACAUGGGAGAAAGAGGUUGAGGUUUACAAAGAAGGCCAAAGAAUUCUGGAACGCCAGCGUUUUCAGUUCCCGACCAACUGGCUGCAUGCUGACAAUAUCAACGGAGAAUGGUCAGCUUUUAAUGAGAUUAUGAGAAGGAAGGACACCAAUAUCCAAACUCAGGUGGCAAGUUUGCAAAUGAAAAUUGUAGCAGAAGAUAAAACUGUUGAAGGAAGAAGUGCCGAAUAUUUGACGGACUGGGAGAAGGCGAAGCCUAUAGAAGGUCACAUCCGUCCAGAAGAAGCUCUUCAGAGGCUGUCCAUGUACGAAACCCGGUUUCUUAGGCUGAAGGAAGAUAGAGAAAAUGUUGCCAAAGCCAAGGAAGCCUUGGAACUACAGGACCCUGGCACAGCAAGCGUGUCUGAGUCUCGGCUGGAGGUGGCUUAUGAAGAGUUGACGGACUUGAAGGGUGUCUGGAACGAGUUGAGCUCGAUUUGGAAAGAAAUCGACGAGAUUCGAGAAAAGCCUUGGCUUUCAAUUCAACCCAGGAAACUGCGUCAGCAACUCGACUCCCUCGUGGCGAAAUUGAAAGAUUUGCCAGCCAGACUUCGUCACUAUGCGUCCUAUGAGCAUGUUAAAAAGUUGCUACAGUCAUACGCUAAAGUCAACCUACUUAUUGUUGAACUCAAGUCUGAAGCUUUGAAAGAGCGUCACUGGAAAUCACUAACCAGGCAAUUGCGCGUAAAUUGGCAACUGAAUGAGCUGACUUUGGGCCAAGUGUGGGACGUUAAUCUACAGAAGAAUGAGGCUGUUGUUAGAGAUGUCAUCCUCGUGGCACAAGGUGAAAUGGCUCUCGAGGAAUUCCUCAAACAGGUCAGAGAAUUUUGGCAAUCGUAUGAGCUACAGCUCGUCAAUUACCAGACUAAGUGCAAGCUGAUCCGUGGCUGGGAUGAGCUGUUCAUCAAGCUCAAAGAAAACAUUAACUCAAUCAAUGCCAUGAAGCUAUCACCGUAUUACAAAGUUUUUGAAGAGGAAGCCUUGACCUGGGAGGACAAAUUGAACAGGAUCAAUGCUGUCUUUGAUGUCUGGAUCGACGUCCAACGUCGCUGGGUUCACCUGGAAGGGAUCUUCUCAGGGAGUGCGGACAUCCAAGCUCUUCUCCCGGUCGAGACGUCCAGAUUUCAGAAUAUAAGCUCAGAGUUCCUUGCCUUGAUGAAGAAGGUUGCGAAGAGUUCAAUGGUGAUGGAUGUCCUCAACAUCGUCGGUGUCCAGAAGUCACUAGAAAGGCUGGCAGAUUUAUUGGGGAAAAUCCAGAAGGCACUUGGAGAAUACUUGGAGCGAGAGCGAGCGUCAUUCCCGAGGUUCUACUUCGUUGGAGAUGAAGACUUGUUGGAAAUCAUUGGCAAUAGCAAGAAUAUUGCGAGGCUACAAAAGCAUUUCAAGAAAAUGUUUGCCGGAGUAUCGGCAGUGAUUCUGAAUGAAGAUUCUACAGCAAUCACAGGAGUGGCAUCAAGGGAAGGCGAAGAAGUUCGGUUCUUGCAUCCUGUUGACUUGCUGAGACAUCCGAAAAUCAACGAUUGGUUGAUGGAAGUGGAGAAGGAAAUGAGGUUGACGUUGGCGGACCGAUUGAGCGAAGCAGUGAGCAGGUUUAAAGGACUGAGAUCCACCAGUGGUGCUUCAGAGACAGUUAGUGGUGCUGCACAAAUGAACGCAGAGGCCUUCAUCGACUGGGUUGAUCGCUACCAAUCUCAGAUUGUUGUGCUUGCCGUCCAAAUCUCGUGGAGUGAAGACGUCGAGUCGUCCUUGGUUAAGUUCGUCUUGGCGGCAGUUGAGGCCACGUUGCAGAUUUUAGCGGACUCAGUUUUGCAGGAACAACCGCCUGUGAGGCGCAGAAAGCUUGAGCAUUUGAUUUCUGAAUUUGUGCACAAAAGAUCUGUGACGAGGUCGUUGAUUGAGAGUGAGGUUAAGUCUCCGAAGAACUUCCAAUGGUUGAGUCAGAUGAGGUUUUAUCUGGAUCCAAAAGGCAAUGAUCCCUUGAAGCAACUCACGAUUAGCAUGGCGAAUUCCCAAUUUUACUAUGGCUUUGAAUACCUUGGGGUGCAGGAAAAACUAGUUCAAACCCCGCUGACUGACAGAUGUUACUUGACCAUGACCCAGGCGUUGGAUGCCAAGCUUGGAGGAUCUCCGUUCGGCCCUGCCGGAACCGGGAAAACCGAGUCUGUCAAAGCUCUUGGAAACCAGCUUGGGAGAUUUGUCCUUGUAUUCAAUUGUGAUGAGACAUUUGAUUUCCAAGCGAUGGGAAGAAUAUUCGUCGGGCUUUGCCAAGUUGGUGCAUGGGGAUGUUUCGACGAGUUCAACCGGCUGGACGAACGUAUGCUAUCUGCAUGCUCCCAGCAAAUCCAGGCUAUUCAAGAGUGCUUGAAGUCUCAAGUCGACAAGAAAGAUGCAUCUCUGGCUGUGGAGUUGGUUGGGAAGCAGGUCAGGGUGAACCCAGACAUGGCCAUUUUCAUCACCAUGAAUCCUGGUUAUGCUGGGAGGUCGAACCUUCCUGAUAACCUCAAGAAGCUCUUCAGGUCCUUGGCAAUGACCCAACCAGACAGGCAGUUGAUCGCCCAAGUGAUGCUGUUUUCUCAAGGAUUUAGAACUGCCGAAAAACUCGCUUCGAAGAUUGUUCCUUUCUUCAAAUUGUGUCACGAGCAGUUAUCCAGUCAGAGCCACUAUGACUUCGGUUUGAGAGCCUUGAAAUCUGUGCUGGUGAGUGCUGGAAACGUGAAGAGAGAUCGGAUCCAGAGGAUCAAAGAUUCAAGAUCGGAGAAUGAAGAGGUUGUUGAUGAAGCUGCGAUUGCCGAGAAUCUCCCUGAACAGGAGAUUUUGAUCCAAGCCGUCUGUGAGACCAUGGUUCCGAAGCUGGUUGCUGAAGACAUCCCGCUGCUCUUCUCGCUCCUGUCUGACGUCUUCCCGGGAGUAGAAUAUACGAGAGCUCAGAUGGAUGACCUCAAGAAACACAUUCGUGACGUUUGCAACGAAAAUUUCUACGUUCAUGAUCUUAGUAGUGGAAAUGACGGUCCUGGAACUUUAUGGAUGGACAAGGUGUUACAACUUUUCCAAAUAUCGCAUUUGAAUCAUGGUUUGAUGAUGGUUGGACCAAGUGGAAGUGGAAAAUCAUCGGCGUGGAAAGUGCUGCUGAAAGCUUUGGAGCGUUUGGAAGGCAAACCUGGGGUUGCUCAUGUCAUCGACCCGAAAGCGAUUUCCAAAGAGGAGCUUUAUGGGAUGAUGGAUCCGAAUACCAGGGAGUGGACUGAUGGCCUAUUCACGCAUGUUUUGAGGAAGAUCAUUGAUAACGUUCGUGGCGAGUUGGACAAAAGGCAAUGGAUUAUUUUCGACGGUGACGUGGAUCCCGAAUGGGUUGAAAAUCUCAACUCCGUUCUGGAUGACAAUAAGUUGCUCACUUUGCCGAAUGGAGAACGUCUAGGGUUGCCACCGAACGUCAGGAUAAUGUUCGAGGUGCAAGAUUUGAAGUUUGCUACUCUGGCCACGGUAUCCAGAUGUGGGAUGGUUUGGUUUUCGAGUGAUGUCUUGAAGGACGACAUGAUUUGUGACAACUACCUGAUGAGGCUGAAGAGUGUAGCGUUGGAGGACGGGGAUGAUGAGCAUUCUAUGAGAAUGGCGGCCGUUGACGGAGAAGGCGGCAGAGUAACUUCUGCCGGUUUGCAGGUGCAAAGAGAUGUCGCGAGCAUUUUGUCGCCAUACUUCGAGCAAGAAGCCUUGGUGCACAGGACGUUGGAUUACGCUUGUGAACAGUUGGAUCACGUGAUGGAUUUCACCCGUCUCAGAGCUUUGGGCUCUUUGUUUUCCAUGCUGAACCAGUGCGUGAGGAAUGUGAUUGAUUACAACCGGACGCAUCAGGACUUCCCCAUGCAGUGGGACCAGUUGGAGAAGUACAUUCCUAAGGCAUUGGUGCACUGUAUACUGUGGUCAUUUGCUGGUGAUUGCAAGCUGAAAGGCAGAGUGGACCUUGGGGACUUCAUCAGGUCCAUCACCACGAUUCCGUUGCCACCGGGCACCGCUUUACCCCUCGUUGACUACGAGGUGAACAUUCAAGGAGAAUGGGUCUCUUGGGCCACAAGGGUACCACAAAUCGAAGUGGAAACCCAUAAGGUGGCUCAUCCAGACGUCGUCGUGCCCACAGUAGACACUGUGAGACAUGAAGCACUCCUGCACACCUGGCUGGCGGACCACAAACCCAUGGUUUUGUGUGGACCACCUGGAAGUGGAAAGACAAUGACUUUAUUCAGCGCACUGAGAGCACUUCCUGACCUGGAAGUUGUUGGCCUCAACUUCUCUUCAGCAUCGUCACCGGAGUUGAUUCUGAAGACUUUUCAUCACUAUUGUGAAUAUAGAAGAACUCCGAACGGCGUGGUUUUGGCGCCGAUACAAAUCGGCAAAUGGAUCGUUAUCUUCUGUGAUGAAAUCAAUUUACCCGACAUGGAUCGUUACGGCACACAACGUGUCAUUUCUUUCAUUCGUCAACUUCUGGAGCACGGCGGGUUUUACCGAAGUUCUGAUCUGGCUUGGGUGACGUUGGAGAGGAUUCAGUUUGUCGGAGCUUGCAACCCACCUACAGAUCCUGGGAGAAAACCUCUGAGUCACAGAUUCUUACGACAUGUCCCUGUUGUUUACGUCGAUUAUCCCGGGGAACUUUCUUUGAAGCAGAUUUAUGGCACGUUCAAUCGGGCCAUGUUACGAUUGAUCCCAAUGCUGCGUGGGUUUGCUGACCCACUGACAGCAGCCAUGGUUGAGUUCUUCCUCAUGAGUCAAGAACGGUUCACUCAGGAUAUCCAGCCUCACUAUGUCUAUUCCCCUCGAGAAAUGAGCCGAUGGGUCAGAGGAAUCUGUGAAGCCAUUAGGCCAUUGGAGACUCUUGACCUUGAUGGCUUGGUAAGGCUGUGGGCGCAUGAAGCACUGAGGUUAUUCCAAGACCGACUCGUAGAUGAUGAAGAGCGACGCUGGACGGACGAGAACGUGGAUGCCGUUGCGUUGAAGCACUUCCCGUCUCUGGACAAGGAGAAAGCCCUGAAGAGACCCAUUUUGUACUCAAACUGGCUCUCCAGGGAUUACCUGCCAGUGGACAGGGAAGAGCUGAGGAGCUACGUGAAAGCCAGACUGAAAGUCUUUUAUGAAGAGGAGUUGGACGUGCCUCUUGUCCUCUUCAAUGAGGUGUUGGACCAUGUGUUGAGGAUCGACAGGAUUUUCCGACAGCCCCAGGGUCAUGUGUUGCUAAUUGGGGUGUCUGGAGCGGGGAAGACGACUUUGUCAAGGUUCGUGGCCUGGAUGAAUGGAAUUUCCAUUUUCCAAGUGAAGGUCCACAAUAGAUACACUGCGGAGGAUUUUGACGAAGACCUGAGAACUGUGUUGCGGAGAGCUGGCUGCCGUGACGAGAAAAUGUGCUUCAUUCUGGAUGAGUCGAACAUCAUGGAGAGCGGGUUUCUGGAAAGGAUGAACACUUUGUUGGCCAAUGGAGAAGUUCCCGGCCUUUUUGAUGGCGAUGAGUACACCACGUUGAUGACUCAAUGCAAAGAAGGCGCCCAGCGUGAAGGACUCAUGUUGGAUUCUGGAGAGGAGCUUUACAAAUGGUUCACUGGUCAGGUGAUGAAGAACCUGCAUGUGGUCUUCACGAUGAACCCCUCGUCAGAGGGCCUGAAGAGCCGUGCAGCAACAUCACCAGCGUUGUUCAAUCGCUGCGUCCUGAACUGGUUUGGAGACUGGAGCACAGAAGCCUUAUUCCAAGUCGGAAAAGAAUUCACUAGCAAGAUGGACCUCGAUGUAGCAUCUUGGAAACCCCCGGACUUCUUCCCUUGCAUCUGGGACGGUAUUCGCCUCCCACCAAGUCACCGCGACGCGAUUGUCAAUGCUUUUGUUUAUGUCCAUGACACUCUGCAUAAAACAAAUGCCAAGUUGAUGAGGCGUGGAGGUAAUGCCAUGUCGAUCACCCCGAGGCACUACUUGGAUUUCAUCAACCAUUUCGUGAAAUUGCAUCGGGAAAAGAGGGAAGAUCUGGAGGAGCAACAAAUGCAUCUCAGUGUUGGUCUGACUAAAAUCGCUGAAACCGUGGAUCAGGUGGAAGAAAUGCAGAAAUCUUUGGCCGUCAAGUCCCAGGAGUUGCAGACGAAGAACGAGGCAGCUAACUUGAAGCUGAAGAAAAUGGUUGAUGACCAGCAAGAGGCCCAGAGACAGAAGGAACGCUCUCAGAAAAUUCAACAGGAUCUUGCUGUCCAGCUACAGGCCAUUGGUCUCAAGAAGCAGGAAGUGAUGGCUGACUUGUCCAAAGUAGAGCCAGCUGUGAUGGAUGCCCAACAAGCUGUGCAGUCGAUUAAGAAACAGCACUUGGCUGAGAUCAGGACCAUGGUAAACCCUCCACCUAUCGUGAAGUUGGCGAUCGAGUCCAUCUGCUUGCUCUUGGGUGAACCGGUCACUGACUGGAAAGCUAUCAGGGGUAUCAUCAUGCGUGACAACUUCAUCUCCAACAUCGUCAACUUUUCUACCGACGACAUCUCUGACGAGGCCCGGCAUGUUAUGAUGACCAAGUAUCUCACGAACACUGAUUACACUUUUGAAAAGGCCAACCGUGCGUCCCAAGCUUGUGGGCCAAUGGUCAAAUGGGCCAUUGCGCAAAUCAAUUAUUCGGACAUGCUGAAGAAGGUGGAACCUUUGAGGAGUGAGCUGAGUCAUUACGAGGAGAAGGCGAAGGAGAAUGAGCAACAGGUGGAAGAUGUGAAGACAGCCAUAACUGAGCUGGAGAAGUCUAUUGGAAUUUAUAAGGAAGAAUAUGCGUUGCUGAUUUCUGAAGCCCAGGCGAUCAAACUAGAUUUGGCGACUGUCCAAGGCAAAGUUGACCGUUCGAUGUCGCUCCUCAAAUCAUUGGCUCAAGAGAAGGAACGCUGGGAGGCAUCCAGUAAAACGUUCCAAGCCCAAAUGUCUACCAUCUUGGGCGAUGUUUUGUUGUGCGCGGCGUUCCUGGCAUAUGCUGGGUACUUCGAUCAGCACAACAGGGAGAAUUUGUUCAUGAUCUGGUGUCAGCACUUGAGUGCUGCUGGGAUUCAAUUCAGGCCUGAUCUGGCGAGAACUGAAUACUUGUCUAACCCUGACGAGAGACUCAGGUGGUCUGCUAACAGCUUACCUUCUGAUGACCUUUGCACCGAGAAUGCCAUCAUGCUGAAGAGAUUCAAUCGUUAUCCGUUGAUCAUUGACCCAUCUGGCCAAGCCACAGAAUUCAUCAUGCGAGAGUAUAGUGAGAAGAAGAUAACUAAGACGUCGUUUUUGGAUGAUGCCUUCCGGAAGAACCUGGAGUCAGCCUUGCGUUUCGGAAACCCACUGCUCGUCCAGGACGUGGAAAAUUAUGACCCGAUCGUGAAUCCAGUAUUGAACAGGGAGUUGAGAAGGACUGGAGGAAGAGUGCUGAUAACAUUGGGAGACCAAGAUAUCGAUCUGUCUCCUUCGUUUGUCAUCAUUUUGUCGACCAGGGAUCCAACUGUCGAAUUUCCGCCGGAUAUUUGCUCUAGAGUGACGUUUGUCAACUUCACAGUUACGAGAGCUAGCUUGCAGACCCAGUGUUUGAACAAGGUUCUUAAAGCCGAAAGACCAGAUAUUGAUGAGAAGCGUGGUGACCAGCUGAAAUUGCAAGGAGAAUUCAAAUUGAAAUUGAGGCACUUGGAGCAGGCUUUGUUGACUGCCUUGAACGAAGCAAAGGGAAGGAUCCUGGAUGACGAUUCCGUCAUUGACACAUUAGAGAAAUUGAAGAAGGAAGCUGCUGAUAUAUCAAGGAAAGUGGAUGAAACUGAUAAGGUUAUUGCUGAGAUUGAGACAGUUUCUCAGCAGUACAUGCCGCUGGCCCAAGCUUGCAGCAGCAUUUAUUUCACCAUGGAGUCCUUGCAUCAAAUGCACUUCCUGUACCAGUAUUCUCUCCAGUUCUUCAUGGACAUUUUCCACUCAGUUUUGUCAGCCAAUGAUAAUUUGAACGGAGUGAAGGAUUGCUCAUCGAGACUGGCGAUCAUCACGAAAGACUUGUUCCAGGCAUUUGCUUCUUUGCAGAUUGCGUACCACAGGGUGGCAAAGGGAAUGGUCCAUAUGGAUAGAGUCACAUUCGCCAUUUUGUUAAGCAGAAUUCGUCUUCGUGGACUCAAGGACGAGCGCGACUAUGACGCAGAGUUUAACCACUUUCUACGCGGGAAAGAAGGUGUCAAGGUUGUGCAGGAUGAUGGAACCUCAGUCGAUGGUCUUAGCCCGGAAGAAACUGCCGCGGCAGUGCGUCUUUCUCACAAGUACGAAACUUCAGACCGCAAGUCGUCGGGCAGUUUAACAACAAAAAUUGGGUUUGUUUUCAGGGUUCCAGUGUUCGCAGCUUUAAUGAAAAAGUUGAAAGAUCCAGAAGUCCAGGAAUGGCUUCAGACUUCGUCUCCGGAAAGCCACGUUCCUCACAUCUGGGACGUGGAUAAGCCAUUGACCCCUAUAGGAGUUGCUAUCUAUUCUAUUUUAUUGAUCCAGGCUCUGAGACCAGAUCGUUUGACAGCCAUGAGCCAACGUUUUGUGGCAGCUGUGAUGGGAGAAGGCUUUAUGCAGGUGGCUGACAAGGAGCCCAACCUGCUGCAGAUUGUAGAUCAUGAGGUUCAAUGCAGAACCCCGCUUCUGUUGUGCUCCGUGCCAGGUUUCGAUGCUUCCGGAAGAAUCGACGACUUGGCGGCUGAGACUUCCAAAGCGUUAUCUUCCAUUGCUAUUGGAUCUGCGGAAGGCUUUUCCGAGGCUGAAAAGGCUAUAAAUUCCGCCUCAAAGAGCGGCAGGUGGGUGCUGCUGAAGAAUGUACACUUGGCUCCAUCGUGGCUGGUGCAGCUGGAGAAGAAGCUUCAUACGCUGACACAGCCCCAUCCGGCCUUCAGGCUCUUCCUGACGAUGGAACUGAAUCCUAAACUUCCUGUGAAUUUGCUGAGGGCGGGAAGGAUCCUGUUGUUUGAGCCGCCCCCAGGCAUAAAAGCUAACCUUAUCAGGACCUUCUCCACGUUUUCUCCUGCGAGGAUGAUGAAGCCGCCCAAUGAGCGCGCUAGGUUGUACUUCCUUCUGGCCUGGUUCCAUGCAGUUGUGCAGGAGAGGCUUAGGUAUUCGCCUUUGGGCUGGGCGAAGUUGUAUGAGUUCAACGAAGCGGAUUUGAAGGUAUCCUGUGAUACUCUGGAUGUAUGGAUUGAAGCCACUGCCAUGGGUCGAGCAAACUUACCGCCCGAGAAGGUUCCUUGGCAAGCCCUCAUUACCUUGAUGUCCAACUGCAUCUAUGGAGGCAAAGUCGACAAUACUUUCGAUCACCGCCUACUGACAUCUUUCCUGGAAAAGUUUUUCACUCCGAAAAGUUUCGGAGCGGAUUUCAACCUAGUUGCUGGGGAUCGUGAAUCCGGCACCGAGCCAAUUCCCAUGCCAGAUGUCAUCCAGAGGGACCAGUUUCUUACCUGGGUAGAAAACUUGAGGGAAGAGAAGCAGACGCCUUCUUGGCUUGGGUUGCCUCCGAAUGCCGAACGCGUCUUGCUCACCAAUCAGCUAUCAGCUGACUCUCUAUUGAUGAUGUUACCGGUGUCGCUUGCUGUGCUUCGCAGAACUGUGGACAACAUCAAGGAUCCAUUGUACAGAUUCUUCGAGCGUGAAGUAAAUCUUGGGUCGAAGCUUCUGAAGGAGAUUCGACAGGAUUUGACGGAAGUGGUGCAGAUCUGCAUGGGGAACCGGAAGCAGACUAACUACCAUAGGAUGCUGGUAGACAAUCUUGUGAAGGGCGUUGUGCCAAAAUCUUGGAAAAAAUACACUGUUCCGCAAGAGACAACGGUUUCCGUCUGGGUUACUGAUCUUGCCCUAAGGCUGUCCCAAUUGGAACGCUUGUCUGAGGCUUCGCAGAGAGACGGUGCCAAGGGAUUGAGGAAUAUCCAUGUCUGGCUUGGCGGCCUUUUUAAUCCCGAGGCGUACAUCACUGCAACCCGUCAGUACGUGGCCCAGGCCAAUUCUUGGAGUCUGGAGGAGUUGGAAUUGGACGUUUUUGUCACGGACGGUGGAGUGGAUGAAGAAAGUGGAUUCAUUGUCCAAGGGCUGAAGUUGCAGGGCGCGGUUUGCACCAAGAAUCAACUGAAACUUACUUCUUCCAUCAUGACUGAUCUGCCUCCAAUUGCCCUGAAAUGGAUCAGGUCAUCCGGAGAAGCAGCUAUGGAUGCAGAGAAGAUCAAUCUGCCUGUGUAUCUCAACUCGCACAGGUCAGAACUAUUGUUCACUGUGGACAUGAAGAUUGCGCAUGGACAAAGCCCACAUCAAUUCUAUGAGCGCGGAGUUGCUUUGCUCGGAUCCGCUACACUGUAGAGAAAGCUUUUUGAAACCCCCUCCCCUUAACUUGGAAUUGUUAAUUCAAACUAUUUUCAGAAUAACCUGUUCAAAGAUCGCAUUAUAUUCCAUUUGUGUUUUGGACGUGGGGGAUUGUACAUGUUUUAGAUGCUUGUGGCGAGGUUGCCUUGCUGUUGUGAUUUUGAUGCCCUGUUUUUUUCUGGUAUUUUAAAGAAAUGAUGUAAUAGCA